Momordica charantia (bitter melon) is the source of this 2797-nucleotide messenger RNA. Its product is annotated as Pentatricopeptide repeat (PPR) superfamily protein. Gene Ontology annotation, biological process: mitochondrion organization; RNA processing. Gene Ontology annotation, molecular function: protein binding; mRNA binding. Gene Ontology annotation, cellular component: mitochondrion. The record is from RefSeq and is a predicted model, not a curated record. Lineage: Eukaryota; Viridiplantae; Streptophyta; Magnoliopsida; Cucurbitales; Cucurbitaceae.
UCCAUCCAACGGCGUCGGAGAGCAAUAUCAGAGAAGGGGUGGCUCCGCGCGCCGACAUCUCCGCUAACCAGUUCGAACUUCGAACCCACAGGCGAAAGUCCCAUCCUCGUUCGGGCUCACCCCUUCGAGCCACUCCGACACUUCUCUUUCAGCAUACGAUCCAUUCAUAAGUUGUAUGGCAUUCGGCGCUUCACGGCGUAUUCUUUCUUACCAGUUCCAAGGGUGCUUUUUGGCGCGUCGCGGCAGAGGCAGGUAUCCUUAUCGCUUACUUUACUCGCCUUCGCCCUCAUCGUCUUUAUCAUACUUAUUUUCAACCCUAGAUGAACCAUCAAAUCUAUUUGACGGCGGUGUUUUGGGUAAUGGGAUUCAAAAUCAAUCCACCAUAGACGAGCGCUUCAUUAUUGGGGAACUUUCUGAUCUUUUACUGGCUAAUCCUUAUGGUUCGGUUCCUAACACACUUAAAGAGAAACACACGGUGAAACAGAUGCCAAUUAGGGCGGUGGAUGGAUUUUUACGACCAGAAGAAAAAUUACGAGGUGUCUUCCUUCAAAAACUGAAUGGUAAAACUGCAAUCGAACAUGCUUUAGAUAGUGCUGAUGUGAAUUUGAGCCUAGAUGUCAUCAACGAAGUACUGAACACGGGGAGUUUAGGCAGUGAAGCAAUGAUUACCUUCUUUUACUGGGCUAUUAAACAGCCAACGAUAGCUGAAGAUACUUCUAGUUACAACGUAAUUCUUAAAGCUUUGGGUAGAAGAAGGUUUUUUGACUCCAUGAUGGAUGUUUUGCACAACAUGACGCGGAAGGGAGUGAAUGCAAAUAUAGAGACAGUAUCCAUUGUGGUGGACAGUCUGGUCAAAGCCCACCAAGUUUCUAAGGCACUUCAACUCUUUAGAAACUUGAAAGAAUUUGGGUUGAAAUGUGAUACUGAAACCUUGAAUGUUAUUCUAAAAUGCAUGUGUCAACGAUCCCACGUGGGUGCUGCAAGCUCCUUCUUCAAUUUAAUCAGGAAGAAUGUUCCUUUCAAUGCCAUGACAUAUAACAUUAUUCUCAGUGGAUGGUCAAGACAUGGUAGGCUUAGUGAAGUCGAGAGAGUUUUGAAUGCUAUGGAAGGAGAUGGGUUUUCUCCAGAUUGUCUGACCUACACCUAUCUUCUCGAGUGUCUGGGCAGAGCUAAUCGUAUUGACGAUGCUGUCAAGAUAUUUGAUAAAAUGAACGAGAAAGGCUGUACUCCAGACGUUGGUGCUUAUAAUGCAAUGAUCUCCAAUUUUAUAUGCAUAGGUGAUCUUGAUGAAUGCAUGACCUAUUACAAGCGUAUGUUGAGUAAUAAAUGUGAACCGGACAUGAAAACGUAUUCCACUUUGAUUAUUGGCUUUCUUAAAGCCAAGAAGGUUGCUGAUGCACUUGAAAUGUUCGAUGAGAUGGUGGUAAGAGUUAUUCCCACUACGGGGGCAAUAACGUCCUUUAUCGAACUUUGCUGUAGUUAUGGUCCUCCCCAUGCAGCCAUGUUAAUCUACAAGAAAGCAAGAAAAGUUGGAUGUAGGAUAUCGAAAAAUGCUUAUAAAUUGUUGAUGAUGCGGCUUUCUUUGUUUGGUAAAUUUGGUACACUGUUAAAUAUAUGGAAUGAGAUGCAGGAGAGUGGUUAUGAUCCUGACGUGGAGACUUAUGAGCAUGCUAUUGAUUGUCUUUGGAAAACAGGGCAGCUUGAAAAUGCUGUACUUGUCAUGGAGGAAUGUUUACGUCAGGGCUUCUUCCCAAGUAGGCAAAUAUGUAGUAAGCUUUAUAACAAACUAUUGGCUUCUGAAAGAAUAGAAAUGGCAUAUAGACUCUGGUUGAAAAUCAAAGUUGCUCGUCAACAGGAAAAUUUGCAAAGACGUUGGCGUGCCAAUGGAUGGCAUUACUGAAAUCUUACAGGUCAUAUCAAUUACAAACAAGUUGUUUUUUCUCUUUUUUGAUCAUUUGAAGCUUAGUAACACAAGUAUUUCUACUUGAUGUGGUGCAUUAUUAGCGCUGUUGACUGCUGAAAUUAUGUCAUCUUACAAAAUGGUCUAUGAAAUUUCUUGGGCUUCCGCUGAGGAAAGUCUACAAACAGUGGACUUCCCUUCCGGACUCUGUUUAUAGCAAAGGUGGAAUUCAGAUUGCAUAAAUGGAAGAAAUAUUCUCCCCAAAGGAGGAAGGGUCCAUUGUUGAUACCUUUGGCUAUUCAUUUAGAACAGCAGCGCCCAAGUCUCUGGAAAUGGGCUGACUUCACUUUGGCUAUGCAUCUAGUGACAGUCGCGCCAGUAUCUCUGAAAGUCUUUCUACCUCAAUUCAGCUCCAAAACACAAAAGACCCAUGUGCCGAGGCGCCUACCUUCUUAAGAUUCUCUUCGUAGGGAUUCAACCAAGCUUCAAACGAGUUUGUAUCCAAUCUAUUUGGUGGAUAGGCUUCUCAAUCAUAGCAAGUGGCAGCCACCUGGUUCAAUGGGAUACCAGUUGCACCAUUAACCAAGGUGGCCUAGGUAUUGUUGGCAGUAUACAUACUAAAAACAUGGAAUUCAUGUCGAGAUGACUUGGAGAUUUUCUAGCGAACCCCGUACAUUAUGACAUGAAAUCAUUUCUAGCUGAUAUGUUAGAGUUGAUUCAGAAUUGUUCUCUUGUAAAGGAGCUAGAAACAAGCACCCGAAACUAUCUUGAACUACAAGUUUUUCUUUCUUUCUUUCUGGGUUUCUCCAUCAAAGACGGUGAAUGAAACUGUACUUGAUUCUUGGAAGAUAUGGCCAAACACUGGUUUGGAUAAUAAAUAUCCUAGGUUAUAUACCA